Messenger RNA from Guyanagaster necrorhizus, 1158 nucleotides. RefSeq names its product glycoside hydrolase family 17 protein. The record is from RefSeq and is a predicted model, not a curated record. Gene Ontology annotation, molecular function: glucan endo-1,3-beta-D-glucosidase activity. Bases 1 to 1158 code for a protein of 385 amino acids. The transcript has 10 exons. Gene Ontology annotation, cellular component: extracellular region; fungal-type cell wall; cell surface. Gene Ontology annotation, biological process: carbohydrate metabolic process; cell wall organization. Lineage: Eukaryota; Fungi; Basidiomycota; Agaricomycetes; Agaricales; Physalacriaceae.
AUGGCAGACAUCAGUUCUAACUCUGGUCUGAAAAGGAGUAAGAGGUCAAAGUGGAGUAUCUUUGGUUCUGUCGUCGCUCUUCUGGGAGUCAUAGCUAUUGCCGUGGGUGUUGGUGUAGGCGUGUCCAAUAAGACGAGUGGCGUUAGUACUUCGUCGGGGUCAACAACCUCGUCGAAUCCAGGUCCUCCAAAGCUGAGAGAUCCUAAUGACCCCAGUACCUUUGUCAAGAACCCAAAUUUGAAGCAGUCGUUCUACGGCAUGUCGUACACGCCUGAGGGGUCAUUACUUCCUAAUUGCGGCAACUCGCUGAGUGCUAUCAUCCAGGAUAUUCAGCUUAUGUCUCAACUCACAAAGCGCGUACGUCUAUAUGGUGCAGAUUGCAACCAGUCCGCCCUUGUCCUUGAGGCCAUCAAGCAGACAAAGGUCGACAUGCAGGUGUUCCUGGGCAACUAUCCCACCCCCGAUGAUACCACCACAUACACCCGUCAACGUGAUACUAUCAAGGCAGCAAUACAGACCUAUGGCAUUGAUCACAUUGCGGGAAUUACUGUCGGCAAUGAGUAUAUUCUCAAUUACCUUAAAAACUAUGGAUCGGAGGAUCCCAACGGUGACGUUGGCAACAAAGGUGGUCAACAGUUGGUGGCCGACAUUAACGAUACCCGUGGUAUGCUUGAUGGCCUCAAAUUGAGCAAGAAGAUACCUGUCGGUAAUUCAGAUGCUGGCAGCUACUUCAAUAAUCUCGUGCUGGAAGCUAUUGACUAUGGGAUGGCAAAUGUGCAUCCGUGGUUUGCAAAAACCUCAAUCCGAGAUGCCGCGUCUUGGACAGCAACGUUCUUUGAUGAAACCAAUGUUCAGCCUGCCGCGACAUUACCGAAUAAACCCAAAAUGUACAUAGCUGAGACAGGAUGGCCAUCGCAAUCAUCAGAUGCUGCUAAUGCCAACGACGGUGUUUCGGAUGCGUCUGAAGCUAACCUUCAAAUCUUCCUGAAUGACUUCGUCUGCCAAGCAAAUACCAAUGGCACUGGAUAUUUCUUCUUUGAGUUCACUGAUGAACCUUGGAAAGACGAAGUGUAUGGAGGUGUUGAGGGACACUGGGGUUUAUUCCAUGCCAAUCGCACAAUGAAGCGACUAGCCAUCCCCGACUGCCCAGUGCCAUAA